Molecule: messenger RNA, 1729 nt
Organism: Caenorhabditis angaria
Lineage: Eukaryota; Metazoa; Nematoda; Chromadorea; Rhabditida; Rhabditidae
Source: the annotation of a GenBank genome assembly
CUGUUCUCAUGUCGAAAAAAAUCCAGGUAAAUCUAUGAAUUCUGUCAGAAAUACAAAAACAAAGGAAUUGUCUAGAAACAGCCAGAAGCACCGAAAAUGCAAAAAAAAACAGUUUUUUUUUUCGAAAUAAAUGAAAGGAGCAACAACUAAAAUACACUGAUUCUCGUCACGAAAAAAAAAGCGAAAACGAGGGAAAAACUACUGUAGAAAAACGUGUUGAAUUUAUUUAUUUCAAUUCGUUUUAUUUUUUUGUUCGGUUUAGCUAUUUUUUGACCUACCAUACAUUUUGGCGGGAUGUUUCACUUUUUAGUUCUUUAACUUUUUUUUGCAGAUGGUCAGUUUUCAUCAUUUUCGAAGUUUGUCUCUUCAAAAUGUCAACGACACCAAUGAAUCGUAAACUUCUAUCGAUAAAAGAAGUUGAAUUUCCAUUCGUAAGUUUUAUAAACUCAUAAGAUCUUUUGGCGUCAUCCUAGUGCUCUUCUUUUACAGAAGUUUUCACCACUAGCAACAUCUUCGCCAAUUGCAAAAAAGACGGCAAACAAUUCGUUUUUGUCAACAAGUUCUGGAUCUGAAGGAAAUUUGACUGAAAGAGCUAUCAAAGGAGUCGAUGAAAGCUUGAUUGCGUGAGUGAAAUAUUCAAUGAAUUUUAAUUGUUUCAAGCAAUUGAUAGGCAUUUUCAGAGACAAAUCGGAUUGCUCACUUUUGUCGUUUCAAACAGCAAUCGAAUAUGUCGAUGGAAACGCAUUCAUGCCAACAAAAUUCCGGCUUCCUCAUGAUUCCGUCAGAGCGGCUCUUGAAAUCUGUGCACAAAAAACAUGGCCAUCAAAUACACCUUCAGCAUACAAAGAAAUUGUGAGUUUGAAAAGAAAUCAAUUUGUCUUCAACAUGAAAUUAUUUUUCAGGCUUUGCAAAGAUAUUUGUGGGAUGCAAGAUCAAUUUGGAGAUCAUAUACAAUGGUUCAAGAACCUGGAACAGUCAUCCAAUUUUUGUGCAAAGAUGGAUUGACCAAAUCAUAUAUCAAUAAUUUGAUUGGAUUCACAUAUUAUAAACUAAUCGAUAUAUCUGUAAAUGAUAUUUUCGAUAAACAAAAUAUGUUUGAUUAUUUCAUUGAAAGAGGAAUUCCAUCAACAAUUAUUGAUCGAUUAUUCGAAGGAGUUGUGACAAAAGGAAGAAAGGAGAUAUUAAAUGUUGCCGAAGCAUCACAUUUUAUAUUCGCACUUUAUGGAAUGGAUGAAUAUCAAAGUAUCGAAUAUUGGUUCAGAAUAUUUGAUGUUGAAGGAUUGGGAUAUCUGGAUCAAAAACAUUUGGAAAUUCAUUAUAAUGAAGUUGUGAAGUUUUUGAGAAAGAUUGGAAUCGAAGCUUUAAAAUUCGAUCAAGUUUUCGAUAUGGUAAGUUUUUAUGAUUAAGAAAAUGAUGAAAAACUAGAACAUUUUCAGUUCUCGGAAAUACUUGGAACACGAAAAUGGACAUUGAAAAUCCUCAAGAAAUCUCCGACAAUAACAGUUCGAGUUCUUUCGGCAUUUACAAAUGCAUUGAAAUUCUAUGACUUCGAAACAAAUGAAAGUAAGUUUUUUCUGUUUGAUUUAAAAGCGAAUAUAAAAAUUAAUAUUUAGGAAUGAAUACUGAAAGAGAAGACGAUGAAAUGUUUGGCGAACAUCGAAAUUGUUGGCGGCGAGAACUCGACCAUGCAUAUGAUUCUUUUUAUGAUCAAGAAGAUAUCAGUCAAUGA